CGAAAAGCGGCACGGCAAGGAAAUCAGGUUAGGAACUGUCAGCUGUCAUCACCGCGACGUCCGCGACAUGGACCUGUCCAAGGUGCCGAACGAGAAGAAAUUGCACCUGUGCAAGUUGUACUUUCGCGCUGGUUUCGCGCUGCUACCGUUCUUGUGGGCUGUGAACGCGGUUUGGUUCUCGAAAGAGGCUUUUGUAGCACCACCUUACGAGGAACAGAAGCAGAUUAAAAGAUAUGUGAUUUUCUCUGCCAUUGGAGCAAUCAUCUGGACAGCUGCUCUAGUGGCUUGGAUAAUCGUCUUUCAAACCCAAAGAGCCGCGUGGGGUCAAUUCGCUGAUUCUAUUAGCUACAUAAUUCCCACCGGCAUUCCUUGAACUUAUAUAUAUAUAUAUAUAUAUAUAUAUAUAUAUAUAUAUAUAUAAAAUACGUCGUAUCGGUACGUGAUAAUUUAUUACAGAAAAAUGUAUAUUAAACAUCUGUAUAUUAGACUAUGUAACAUAUUUAUGUCAUAAUUUAUUUAUAUAAUUAUAAAGUUAUAUGUGGUAACAUUUGGCAUAUACAAUAAAAAAAUAACAUUUUUUACAUUUUA
This is a messenger RNA of Monomorium pharaonis (pharaoh ant), 588 nucleotides long. RefSeq names its product gamma-secretase subunit pen-2 (gene pen-2). Gene Ontology annotation, cellular component: gamma-secretase complex. The coding region runs from base 68 to 373 and encodes 101 amino acids. The record is from RefSeq and is a predicted model, not a curated record. Gene Ontology annotation, biological process: Notch receptor processing. The transcript has 3 exons. NCBI's taxonomy places the organism in Eukaryota, Metazoa, Arthropoda, Insecta, Hymenoptera, Formicidae.